Messenger RNA from Liolophura sinensis, 2904 nucleotides. RefSeq lists its product as uncharacterized. Lineage: Eukaryota; Metazoa; Mollusca; Polyplacophora; Chitonida; Chitonidae. The record is from RefSeq and is a predicted model, not a curated record. Bases 376 to 1599 code for a protein of 407 amino acids. The transcript is spliced from 6 exons.
CUCCCCCUUGCUGCGAGUUUGUCAAAUAUGGCUUCCAUUCCCAUAAGAGACGUUAUCUCUCGAUGUGUUGGUGUGUCAACUACUAACACACUGUUGAGUAUUUUGGACUGUGCUGUGCGUAUGACGAUUAGUUAAUCAACCAUCUGAUGUCCGCUAGAGUCUCUUGGUGAAAAAAACCAGGACAUUUAACAAAAGAGAACACAUCCGGAGCAGUUAAGCAGGUAUUCAUCUUUACUUUGCUGCUGAUGGAAUUCGCUGUUAACUUAAGGACACAAAACUCUUGGUGGGUUGAACCAUUAUUGAAACUGCCACUAUUAUUGAUCUGCUGAAAGUUUACGGAGAACUUUGUACUCGUGGUACAGACAUUUUUCAAAGAUGGCGUCGCUAUUAGUGACACUAGUUAGUUUGGCGCAGGCCGGCUUACUAGUAACGGCGCAAGAUGGUGUUAACACUGCACCAAUCACUACGUUUCGUACGACAACGCCAGCAAGACAGAGUACCCAUUAUUAUGGUACGACAACAACGAUUAAAACAGAUCCGGGUACCUAUCAAUACACAACGGCCAUGCAACCGCCUCAAACAGGAACAGGCAAUGGGUUUGCGGAGACUACAAGGACUCCCACUGAGGAUAAUCCAGAAGAAAUCUUUAACGAAAAAUGCUCUCAGCAAGCCACCAUCUCUCAGUACUGCGUGCUUCCCCAAGAACUGAAGGACUUUCUUAGCCCAGAUGCGACCCUGACAGACAUUGGUGCGUAUAUGUUCUCAGAGGACAUCGUCGGCAGCUUGAUAUCCGAAUGUAAAGCAGGAGAAUACUGUCUCAAUUCGGAAACCUCCGAGGCUCUGCUCGAGGAAAAGCUCACCUUCUGGACAAAUGCUUCCGACUUUGAUAUGUUGUGUUGGCCAGAUCUCUCUAUUUGCUUGGAUUAUAUUUCUGAUUUCUACUUCGACUGUGAAAUUUACGAGACGUACAACUUGGUGACAGACAUGAAUACUCUGCUGUGUAAAAUGAAGGAAGAACCCAAAGCUUCCCCGGAAUGCAUCAAAGAGACCAUCAAAUCCCUUCACGUCUCUUUAGCCGACUCAAAAAGGAGCUUUGAGGAGUUGGAAGCCUCUUCUCUGGGCCCAGAGUGUGAUUCUAGAAAGAGCAGGAUGGCUAAAAAUUUCCUUUGUACGGCGGCAAUGUGUGACAAAUACAGCGCUGUCUUGUACGAAUUCCAUCCCUGGAAAUGGAUAAGUGACUCUAUUGAGGAUCUGAAGAGCGACUGUUCUCUGGAGAGCCUGGAAUGUGUCAGUCGGGCCAAUGAAGAAACGAUGGAUGACAUUCUCUCCUCCAUGAUUAAAGACGAAGAAAAGGUGUAUGAGAAAAAUUGGAUGUUGGAGACGUUUGACAUGCGCGCAGUCAUUGUUAUCGCCAUCGUGUCUGUAGCCGCAUUGGGAGCUCUCUCGCUGGUCAUCCUGACUGUCUGGCGAAAGAGGAAGAUGCGCGUGCGUGUGCGGGACGGUAUGGAGUAUCUAGAGAUCAAACCGGAAGAGACGGAUGCUUUCCUGGAAGGUCUUGAUGAGAUCGGAGACACAACAAAGCUAGUCCCAAACCACUAGUAUGUGAUCAGUAAGGGACAGAUCAGUCAGUCGCACGGAUGACUAUUUUUGCCUGAAGGCUGUUUGCAGAGAUUAUUGUUGAGUUGCAAAUUUGUGCAACAGGAAUGCACUUUGUCGUGGUAACAGUCAGUCUGUUGGUGAAUAUUUCAUGUACCAGGAUGUUAUAGAAAUCGGUUUGUGUAUCGAUCUAGAGCAUUUUGAAAAGGAAAUGUGGAUCGUUUGUGUAAAACCUUAAAAGAGUGGCCUUAUUUCCAAAACAUAAAGUUCAAUUUCACACAUGUGUCUCCGCUCCUCGGCUGUUUUCCAACGUUUUGAUUUGACAUUUAACAGAAACGUAAAUACGUUAUUUGUCUUUCAUGUUACACUUUAGUUAAAUGGAACGAAUUCUCGCUUUGUAUAUGUACCAUUAUAUAUUAUAUAAUAAUUAUUAUUAUCAUCUUUAUAUUAUGUACCAUUUUCUUUAUCGCCAUGUCAGUUGACAUUACGCUUAGCCUUUUGUAUUGUUUGUAAAGUAUGUAGCGUCAAGUUAUACCUUUGUGAAAUUAUUUGGAUAUCGGCACAUGGGAUUUCAUGAAUAAUGUUUUUGAAGCGAUAUUACUAGGCUUAAAACUUUUUUGACUUUAUAUAACGAUUCGGUCUUUGGAGAUGUUGAAAGUAUAAAUUAUCCCAUUAGUUGUCUCACAACUGGACCACUGGGGACGAUUCCACCAAGCGAUGUUUGACUUAAGUCAAAACCUUAAACACUGCGUAGUUUAUGGCCUAGAAGAAGUUCAAUUUGUGACAUAUUCAUCGGGGCAUACCAGUUUUACGUGUUCAAAAUUUAACUCCUGAUGUACAAAAAUAAGUAUUUAAUUCAAAUUUUACAUUUGUACCUAAUUAGUUAGCUGGUUUUGUGGAACAUGUCCCUGGACAAAUGUUCCAUAAGUACAGCGAAAAAGAUCUAGUAAAAUAAGUACAAUUUCAGGAGUGACUUCUAAUAAUUCUAAUAAAAUCGUUUUGUUUUUAUAGUGAGAUUUAGCAGUUCAUUUAACAUUGGAUGGUUGUGUUAUAUUUUUCUCAGUUAAGGAUAAAUAAUGUAUUAUCGUGAAAUCUAUGAUUAUGUAAAGCUUUUCACCUCGGACACUUCGUACUUCCCCAGUUUAUUAAAAAAAACUUCUUCACAGAACAACGGGCUUAUGUAAGAAAUCCUGUACAAUAUAUGACUGUAGAAUCUAUAAUCUGGCAUACAGUUGCCUAAGGAGGUUUUUCUUGCCUCAAAUGUUUCAUUAAGGGAUGUUUUUUUUCCUGUAUAAGUAGAAUUUAUUU